Plectropomus leopardus (leopard coralgrouper) is the source of this 1002-nucleotide messenger RNA. The record is from RefSeq and is a predicted model, not a curated record. Lineage: Eukaryota; Metazoa; Chordata; Actinopteri; Perciformes; Serranidae.
UCUGUCCCUCAGGUGUUGUGGUGGGACGUCCGCAGGUUGACGGAGCCCACAGAGCGGCUGGUCCUGGACCUGAGCAGGGACGGGAACCUGGACCGAGCUUUAGGAGCCGUCUCUCUGGAAUUUGAGUCCACCAUGCCCACUAAGUUCAUGGUGGGGACAGAGCAGGGCGUGGUGGUGUCCUGCAACAGGAAGGCGAAGACGGCGGCAGAGAAGAUCGUCUGUACGUAUGAGGGACACCAUGGACCUGUCCUCGCCCUGCAGAGGAACCCCUUCUUCCCCAAGAACUUCCUGACGGUCGGGGACUGGACGGCCCGCAUCUGGUCCGAGGACAUCAAGGAGUCCUCCAUCAUGUGGACCAGGUAUCAGACAUCCUACCUGAUGGACGCCUGCUGGAGUCCCGUCAGACCGUCUGUCUUCUUCACCGUGAAGAUGGACGGUGUGUUGGAUGUCUGGGACAUCCUGUUCAAACAGAACGACCCCACACUGAGUCUCAAGGUGUGUGAUGAGCCUCUGUCGUGUGUCCGUCUCCAUGACGACGGCCGUCUGGUGGCGUGUGGCUCUCAGCUGGGCGGAGCUUCUCUGCUGGAGGUCAACGGACUGACGGCGCCGCAGAGGAACGACAAGAACCUGCUGGCUGCUAUGUUUGAGCGGGAGACGAAGCGUGAGAAGAUCCUGGAGGCGCGUCAGAGGGAGAUCCGUCUGAAGGAGCGCAGCCGAUCCGAACAGAGCCGAGAGGACGACGCGGGACAAGACGACGGAGACGAGCUUCCCCAUCAGCUGAUUACCAGAGCUGAGGAGGACUUCUACAUCGUCAUGGAGACGGAGCUGAAGAGGAGGAGGGAGAGGGAGGAGCAGGCCGACCGGGAGAAAGACGUCUGUGAAGAAAAGGAGGUGACAGGAGAACGUGGAACAUCAGUGAAUACAGGAGAACGUGGAACAUCAGUGAAUACAGGAGAACGUGGAACAUCAGUGAAUACAGGAGAACGUGGAACGUCACAGUGA